CAGGGAAAGCGUACAAAAGAGAAGUAAAAUUUUCACAAAGUUGACAGUUCCUCCCAUUCUAGAUCACACUGACACUUGCAUAGAAAAUGUAUCGACUACGACGUCGCAGGGCCGGACCUGAUGCCAUGCCGAUCAUACUACCGCCGAAUCAACCCACCGCAGGCUACACCUCGAUCGAAUUCGUUAGCGCCGUCAUGUCGCUGGACUAUCAACCCAAAAUCGACCUACAACAAUUAGAAAGCGCGGAAAGAGAGCGUAUCGGUCAAGGUGGCUCUUUUCGAGUCGAAAAGGCAUUUAUAGAUGGGGAUCAACGGCAGCUUCCACUGGCUGUUGUUAUCAAACAUCCCUUGCACAAGCCGAAUGGUGCUACCCACAACCUCAACUGGAAUGAUAUUCUACUGGAGAUUCAAGCACUUUUGCAUCCUCCAAUCGCCGCUUGUCGAAAUGUUGUCGACUUGUUGGCAAUUGGAUGGGAAGCAGAAACCGCGGAACACAUACAACCCAUGCUGGUAAUGCCGUAUGCCACAUUUGGAACCCUCGACGCUUACAUCCGUAAUCAUGACCCCACCGUUAGUUCGAAAAUUGCCAUGUCUUUUGAUGUCGCCAGUGCAUUGGACGUGCUACAUAAAUGUGGGAUAGUCCAUGGCGACCUGAAGAGCGAAAACGUUCUCGUCUUCUUUGAGGAUCAACGACCAAUAGCCAAGCUCAGCGACUUUGGCUGCUCUGUUAUCAAUCCGCAGUCCUUCCGAAAAAUCGCUGCGGGUACGCCGCCGUGGAACUGUCCGGAAUGGCGGGAUGUAAUUGCCAAAGAAAACCUACCGCAGACCGACGUCUACUCUUUUGGCUUGUUGUUUUGGCGUGUUCUGUCGAAAGGGCCAAAUCCCUUCCGGAGCCUCGAGUCAUUUUCCGAAGGAUCUGAACUUACAGAGACCUUGGUGGAGAAACUGAAAAGCUCAAAAGAUGACAAGUUCUUAGAAGAAGCUAAUAAGAGCUUGCAAACAGACGAUCCUCUGUCGAAACGAUUUCAACUAUUAGAGGAGAUUUUAGGCAACUCCAUCCGGCACGAUCCGAGUAAAAGAAACCUACAUAGGUGUCUAAGGAGCCUCAAAGUCAUUUUGAACCUCGAGUCACCCAGUGCCAUCUCGCAAUGCGGCAGGGAAUCUAUUGAAGGAGAGGUUGAUGUGAAGCCGUACUUAUUCGAGCUAGAGGAAAAAGUGGAUAUACAGGCAGUGUCCAGGCUGCCAUGGACUCUUCAACAGAGACUGUUCAAACACCACUUGGCGGUCUCGAAUGCCCCAGAAAACCAAUUGAAUACGAAACAAAGAAUGGCCUCUUCCCGGUGGCUUUUCUUGUACUAUCUACUUGGCAUCGGGAUGGACGAGAACGAUGAACUAGCCUGUCAUCACCUGUUGACCGCUGCGAGGUGUGGCGAUCCUGUAGCAAAGUCUCUAUCCUACCGGGCGAUUAUAGCACUGCGCACCUCUUCCACCUUCGAGUCUGUAGAUCUUGUCACGAUUGGUCAAUGGCUCGGGAGAAAUCUCGAACUUGGAUACUGGGGUGCUAAAGAGGAUUUCGCCCAUCUCUACGCAUCGAAUGAGAAUCAAGCGGAAAGGAUUUUGAAGUGGUUUGGUAUUGCCCUAGAUCGUCUAUGUUGCUAUAUGGCAGGGGUUGGCAAAGAGUACUUUUUGGACGCUCAGGGAAACCGCUUGAAUCCAUUUGGCAUAGAGAGUCAGGCCGACUUUGAAAGGAGGGUCCGGGAAAAGCAACGGGAAGGAGAGUUCGAUGUAAAUGCUUUCUCUGUCAACUCGCGAGGAGAUGGGCUCUUGCAUCUAGCGGCCACUUGCGGCUUCGAAGAUGCAACCACUUUCUUGAUCCAGCACUUUGGUCAAGUUCUUGACAUCAAUGUCACGAACUACAAUGGGGAGACUUCCCUGCUCUCCGCGUCGCGCGCGGGGCAGUCGAAUACCGUUCUCAUCCUGUUGAAGAAUGGAGCCGAUUUGCGACCUAGCAACACGGGGGAAUCGCCUCUGCACUGGCUUGGCGCAUUCAAGACUGGUUUCUCGGAAUUGGGUUCGCUCAUGCUGCUUAGCACAGCCAAAGAGGGCGGAAGCGAACACGAGGCCAAAAUGUGCCACCUUCACCAGAAGGCUUCCGGGACCGCGUACUCGGAAUAUUGGAGUUCGAGGCUUCCGGGUGGAACUCCGCUUCACCGUGCCGUCCAUUUCAAAAUCCCAGCGGUAGUUGAGACACUUCUUCGGCUCGGCGCAGAUCCUCACGAGCCUGGGGUAGAAAAAAAUCCAGAGUCGGCUCUUCAGCUGGCAUGUAUUCGCCAUUAUGCUGAUAUUGUCGAAAUUCUCCUAGACUACAUGAACAUUUCCGACGUGGGACAGCUCGAGAGUAUCCCUCUCCUACACACAGCUCUUUCCAGAAACAGCAAAAUCGUGUCUCUCGUUGACUCCGGUGUCAGAUCAAUCGGCUCAGAGGACCUUAGGUCUACCGUUGAUGUUCUGAUCCGUCGGAAGGCCAACCCAGGACCUCUGAGCUACGUUUUAGAUGGAAAAUCCACAAGGAUAACCGCUCUGUUCCAAGCCGUGGAAUCAGACUCACUACGUUGCGUUGAACUUGCAUUAUCCAAAUCGCUUUUGACAUCCAAAACAUUUCUCAACAUGCCAUGCGGAAUUCCGGCGCGGACUCCCUUGAACGUCGCGGUUGAAAACGGUUCCCUCGAAAUUGUGGAGGCGCUGUUAGAGGCUGGUGCCGAUCCGACGAAUCCAAUAGGGGAGAACAACACAUCUGCCGAAAUCUCUGUCCUACAUUCCUGCGCCCUCGCGGAUUUCUCCGUGAAACCGGACACUCUUCUGCGGAUCUUCAACUUGUUGGCUCCUCGGUUCAAGAGCGUAGAUCUCCAGGCAGCCAACUACGAAGGACUCACGGACGUAUUGGAAUCUCCUUUCGUUCUCGCCGUACGACUUGGAAGAUUCGAUCUUGCAAGCUCUUUGCUCUGUCGUGGUGCUGACAUUGACUUUCUAUUCGCGAAGACGGUCAGUGAGUCAAACGAGAGUGGAAACACUAACUUGAAGUCCUUCGAUUUGAUGACUAGAGACCACGAUGGCCACCACAACUAUUCGCAGAUCACCAUUCUCGGGGCCUUACUGACCAUUCCGAGCCCGAGUACUAAUUCCAUAACCAAGUUCCUUCUAGGAUACGAUGAUGAAGGAAGAAAGAAGAAGGACUGGCAGCACAAGCUGCCGAGUGUAGUUGUAAGCAAACAUACCAACUGGACUAUUUGGCAUGCCGUUGCGUAUAGAAGGACAAGAGUGCCUCUAUACGACAUGGAGCACGUGAAGGAAUUGACACGGCUUUUAAGCGAAAAUUACCAGCAUCUGGGCAAGGAAUUCCUGAACAAGAGAUGCGGAAAUGGCUCCCCUAGUGACUCGAAAAAGACUGCUCUGCAUGUGGCUGUGGAGUGCACGAAUCCGGAAGUGGUUGCUGCUCUGUUGCGGCUUGGGGCGGAUCGCGAGGCUACGGACUCGGACGGAUAUCGUCCAAUCGACUAUGCGAGCAGUAUUCUGCAAGAGGAAAUAGACAUUGAGGAGGAGUUGGGUUGGGAUGAAGUUGCCACAAGGAGGGAGAUUCAGCGGCGUAAGGAUAUUUACAUUAUGCUUGGGGGAGAUAUGAGCGUUUUUGAGUGUAGCGAUGGUGAAGACUUGGAAUCGAAUAUCCAAGUUGUGCUGGAAAUUGAUCCCAGCCGCGAGGAUCCCACGACACAGGCCUGUGUCGUGCCGGAUUCGGUUAGCAGGCCCUAACGCUAAGUGAAAUUAGGUACGAAACUAACCGCGAGUCGCCAUACGCGUUACAUUUUAAACAAGUGACUGCACUCUAAAGUUUUGUAUGCAAAAGUAG
Molecule: messenger RNA, 3903 nt
Organism: Lindgomyces ingoldianus
Lineage: Eukaryota; Fungi; Ascomycota; Dothideomycetes; Pleosporales; Lindgomycetaceae
Exons: 2
Coding region: 87-3806 (1239 amino acids)
Biological process (GO): protein phosphorylation
Cellular component (GO): nucleus; cytoplasm
Molecular function (GO): ATP binding; protein binding; protein kinase activity
Source: RefSeq, a predicted model, not a curated record